Molecule: messenger RNA, 1107 nt
Organism: Phaethon lepturus (White-tailed tropicbird)
Lineage: Eukaryota; Metazoa; Chordata; Aves; Phaethontiformes; Phaethontidae
Gene: STAC3
Product: SH3 and cysteine rich domain 3
Exons: 11
Coding region: 1-1107 (368 amino acids)
Biological process (GO): positive regulation of protein localization to plasma membrane; positive regulation of voltage-gated calcium channel activity; skeletal muscle contraction
Cellular component (GO): extrinsic component of cytoplasmic side of plasma membrane
Molecular function (GO): protein binding
Source: RefSeq, a predicted model, not a curated record
AUGACAGAGAAAGAAGUGCCAGAGUCGCCAGCUUCACCUCUUUCAGGUGGGAAACCCAAGAGCCGGCUACAGAAGCUGAAGCAACUUUUCCAGCGAAAGCCCAAGGAGGAGACGGAGCCAGAGCCGCAGCCCAAUGGGGAGCUGGUCAGCCCCUCAGGGGGACCCAUCUACUACAUCUAUGAAGAGGAGGAAGAGGAGGAAGAGGAGGAGGAGCCUGAGCCCCCUCCUGAGCCCCAGAAACUUGUCAAUGACAAACCCCACAAGUUCAAAGAUCAUUACUUCAAAAAGCCCAAGUUCUGUGAUGUUUGUGCCCGCAUGAUUGUCCUCAACAACAAAUUUGGCCUGAGAUGCAAGAACUGCAAAACCAACAUCCACCAGCACUGCCAGUCCUAUGUGGAGAUGCAACGCUGCUUUGGCAAAAUCCCCCCAGGGUUUCGCCGGGCAUACAGCUCACCCCUCUACAGUGACCAGCAAUACGCCUGUGUCAAGGAGCUGCUCUCAGCAGCCAACAGGAGCGACCCGGUGUUCGAGACCCUGCGGACAGGUGUCAUUAUGGCCAACAAGGAGCGCAAGAAAGGGCAGGAUGACAAGAAGAACCCUUUGGCUGCUAUGAUGGAUGAGGAACCAGAGGCCACGAAACCAGAAAAGGGCAAAACCGAGGGCGGCACCUCUGAAGGGGACAAGAAGACUGAGAAGAGCCCAACAGAUGACAAGAACAAGAAGCCACAGCCAGGCAUUCGUGGUGGCUAUCUGCAGUCUCACUAUUUUGUGGCACUUUAUCGCUUCAAAGCCCUGGAGAAAGAUGAUCUGGAUUUCCCGCCAGGGGAGAAGAUCACGGUGGUCGAUGACUCCAACGAGGAGUGGUGGCGGGGGAAGAUCGGUGAAAAAAUUGGCUACUUCCCUCCAAACUUCAUCAUCCGGGUGCGGGCAGGCGAGCGAGUACACAAAGUGACACGCUCUUUUGUGGGCAACCGGGAGAUCGGGCAGAUCACCCUCAAGAAAGAUCAGAUCGUGGUGCAGAAGGGUGAGGAGGUGAAUGGUUACGUGAAAGUCUACACCGGCCGCAAAGUGGGGCUCUUCCCCGUGGACUUCCUCCAGGAGAUCUGA